Molecule: messenger RNA, 866 nt
Organism: Chaetomium strumarium
Lineage: Eukaryota; Fungi; Ascomycota; Sordariomycetes; Sordariales; Chaetomiaceae
Exons: 2
Coding region: 182-727 (181 amino acids)
Source: RefSeq, a predicted model, not a curated record
UGGGAGAGCCCCAUUGGCUUGCACAGCCUGGUCAAACCCAUUCACCAGCAGAAUUGAAUGAGAUCGAUUAACCUGUGCUGGGCUGGUCAUACAAUUGGUGCGGCGUUGUUUGGUAACCUUAUGUGUAAUCCGUACCCGACACUAGCGGAGUUUCGUACCAGCACUCUCUGUUCCCAGAGAUAUGGAGCUUAUUACCCCCCUUUCCGUGCCCUUCUUUUUUCCGACCUUGUGUCAUUGCGGGAACCACUGCCCAUUGACCGCUGUCGGCCUCCCUUACACUAUAAAGCGAACACUAGUAUCUGUUAGAAGGCAGCCUCGAGAUUAUUGUCCAUUGCUCAACGCGAACCCGUUUGUUGUGUCGCAGAAUAUUGGCCCUGCUCAAGGCGGACCAUUGAUUCUCCCACUUGUGUUGAAUUCGCCCCAGCCUGCGGAGACCCCAGUGAUAACGAAUGACCGCAGGUCUGUGGCAUUGGCGCAACAGGAGAACAGAAUAAACCUCGGAAGCUUCACGAGAUUCAAAGCUUGCUGUCUCUGGCAUUUCUUUUCCCCUUACCUUUCCAUUGCGCGUCGCGGAUUCGGGCAGGUAACCACGAAGAGGCAUGCCGGGAUGCCCGGUCGAAGUAUCUUGUCUGGCUCCGCAGAGACAAUUGGAGCCAAGGUGUGGAGCGGCACGAUCCCAAGUGCAAUCCAUUUCCACGGGAGACCGGGGCCCAGCUCCCGGUCUUGAUCUCGAUCGCCCCUUCAACCAGCCUAGAGGUCCCACACAGUCUCUCUACACACUGUCUGUUCCGAAGUGGACCCCCGAGCGGCUGCAGCAGUGCUCCCCCUUGCCAGGUCUCCCGGGUCAAUCAGCUCCUAACAGAAAC